UUGCCUAGCGAGGCGCCGUAAACAACGGGUACGGACAGGCGGCCGCCGCCGCGCCUGGCUCCGCCGCGGCCUGCCGACCUCCCCGCCCUGCGCCUCUGUCAGCGGCCGGCCGUGCGGGAGCCGGGGGACGGCCUGGCGGGGCGCAGGACGGCGGACCACGCCGGACCGUAGCGGGACUCCACGGUCCCGCUAGGCCGGGCGCUUGGAUUCCGCGGCCCCGGGCGACUUCGAGACCCAGGCGUGAUCCCGUUCCCGGCUUCUUUCAGGUUUGGAGUAAAAGUUGCAGACAGCUGCGAAUGAGGUGAACACAGGAGUGGUAACAGAUUUCUUGUUGACUAUGUGAAUACUGAGUGGGGAGCACAGGGAUGGAGUCUGGCAUGGAGGAGAUCCCAGUUAAAGUUGCAGUUCGAAUCAGACCUCUGCUUUCUAGAGAAGUACUUCAUAACCACCAAGUGUGUGUGAGAUUAGUCCCAAAUACACGACAAAUUAUCAUUGGGAAAGACCGUGUCUUCACUUUUGAUUUUGUGUUUGGCAAAAACUCGACCCAAGAAGAAGUUUAUACUGUUUGCAUUAAGCCUCUUCUAGUGUCUUUGACUGAGGGAUACAAUGCUACAGUGUUUGCAUAUGGACAGACAGGUUCUGGGAAGACUUACACCAUUGGAGGCGGUCACAUUGCAUCAGUUGCAGAGAAUGAAAAGGGCAUAAUCCCACGGGCUAUUCAGGAAUUAUUUCAGCAUAUUUCUGAAAACCGUAACAUUGACUUCCAUGUGAAAGUAUCUUAUAUAGAGGUUUACAAGGAAGAACUUCGAGAUUUAUUAGAGUUGGAGACAUCUGUGAAAGAAUUACAUAUCCGAGAAGAUGAAAAGGGAAAUACAGUGAUUGUCGGUGCUAAGGAAUUCCAAGUAGAAUGUGCAGAUGAAGUGAUAAGCCUGUUGGAAAGUGGCAAUGCAGCUCGUCACACAGGCACAACACAAAUGAAUGAGCACUCCAGUCGAUCACAUGCCAUUUUUACCAUCAGUAUUUGUCAGAAACAGUCUGCAGAGUCUCAAAGAAAUACUGAUGCUGCACAGGAUUCAUCUUGGAAAUCAAUCCAGAUGAUUGCUUCAAAGUUUCAUUUUGUGGAUUUGGCAGGAUCAGAGAGGGUGACAAAGACUGGAAAUACUGGUGAACGCUUCAAAGAAUCAAUUCAGAUCAAUAGUGGUCUGUUGGCCUUGGGAAAUGUCAUCAGUGCCCUUGGAGACCCAAAAAGGAAAAGCGUACAUAUUCCAUACAGGGAUGCUAAAAUCACUCGUAUUCUGAAAGACUCCCUUGGAGGAAAUGCCAAGACUGUGAUGAUAGCAUGUAUAAGUCCAUCCUCAUCGGACUUUGAUGAAUCCUUAAAUUCCCUCAAAUAUGCCAACAGAGCAAAAAACAUUAGAAAUAAACCAGUUGUAAAUUACAACCCUGAUCAAGACCGGAUUGAUGAAAUGGAACUUGAAAUCAGAUUGCUUCGAGAAGCUUUGCAGAACCAGCAAGUGAGUAGUCAGUGUUCACACGACUUAAAUCAAGAAAGAACUCGUAUCAGUUCACUUGAGGAGCAGCUCACCCGGCUUCAGGUUCAAUGUUUCAGUUAUAGAAAUUGUGUAGAUGAAGCCUUCCCAUUUCUGGUUGAUUUGAAUGAUGAUAUUAGCUUAAAAAGAAGUCAACGGGACAGGUUGCAGAGCUGGAUCACUAUGGUACAGGAAGUAAGGAAGGAAGCUCUCACCAUGCAGGAAAUUAACACAGAGACUGGGACCAGCCAAGAGCCACAUCACAUCACAAUUCUUCAGCUAAAGAGGGAACUAAAGAAAUGCCAGCAGGCUCUAGUUAUGGAUGAAGAAGUAUUUAGCCAGAAGGAUCAUGAACUGCAGAUACUGCAGAAUCAGAUAAAGACACUAUUACAGGAAAAUGAAGAACAACUAGAAUCUUUAAAGGAGGCUCAAGAAACACAUAGAUUACAGAAUGAGAAAGUGGUGGAACAGCAAAUGCUUAUUGAUCAGCUAAAAGAAAAAUUAGAGAAGUUUACAGAUAUGAAAACUUUGGACCUCUCAAGUGCUUGUGGAAAUGGGCCAGCUGUUGUGGCAUCUGCAAGGAGGCCAUACAGUGUCCCACUCACAAAGAGCCUGCUACAGUCCCAUCACCCACCUUCACGGACAGAGACCCGAAAGGUGUAUACCAGCCCCCCUGCCUUCUCCCUGGCUCGGGUAAUGGCAGAAUUCCGUGCUCGCAGCCAGAUGAUACUGAGCAACAUAGAAGAUCAGGAUAAAGUCCUUCACUGCCACCUCUCUGAUCACAGCGAUGAAGAGGAAGAAAAUAUGGGCAGAAAAAAGAAAACCUCAUUUAAGCAUUCCAUAAACCGAACAUGGACACGAAAACAGGCUUCUCUGUGCUUUCUUCCUGAUCUAAGUGACAUGAAGUAUCAAGUAAACAAGUCUGGUUUAUCCAACAAAUCUGUGCAACAGACUGACACAACCACAGGUGAAGAGAUUGACACCCUCCAGAAAAGUCAUGUUUUUAACAUGCAGAAGUUAAAGAAUUCAGAGUUGAGACUCACUGAGGCCGAGCAAAAAAUGAGAGAACUUGCACUUAAUAUCAAAAUGAAAGAGGAACUUAUUAAGGAAUUAGUAAGAACAGUGCUACUGAUCUCUUCGUGGACAUGUAUUUGUCACAUGGUGUCUGGGAUAGGAGAGAAGAUACAUCACUGUGCUGGGAAUGUAAGCAUUCCCAGCAUUGCAGUAGAGAAGCAGGAGUCAGAAGUGGAUGAGGGAAAAGGUAAGGAUGCUGAGUCUGUAAGUAGGCAAUAUUCUUUGAAGAUAACUAAGCUGGAGCAAGAAUCUGAGCAGGCCAAAAUGGAACUGGCUGAAACACAAAAGCGACUUCAGGAGCUGGAGAGUAAGGAACUGAGAGACAUUCCUGAAAAAAACAAAUUGCAGAAAGAGUUCCGGAAGAAGAUGGAUGCAGCUAAAUUGAAAGUGCAGGCCUUACAGAAGAAGCAGCAAGACACUAAGAAUCUGGCUUCCUUAUCUAACCAAAGUGAGAGACAAGCAACAGAACUUGAGCAGAAUGUGGCUCAAAUGAAGCAUCAGCAGACCCAGCUACAGAAGAGACUGUGUGAGGAGAGCGAAAAAAAGAAGCAACUAGAAGCAGAGAUUCAGCGGGACCAGCAACAAAUUAAAGAACUUCAAGUAAAGAUGGAGCAACAACAGAAGAUCCUUAAACUUAAGGAUAAAGAGAUUGCUGCAUUUAAAAAGAAGAAAAAUAACUCAGUGGGAACUUCACAGAAGCUACAGAAACUAGAAGAGCAAAAGAAAUGGCUGGAUGAAGAAAUGGAAAGAAUUCUCCAACAGCACCAACAGUUAGCAGAACUAGAAGAAGAUUUAAAGAAAAGAGAAGCCAUUGUAGCAAAAAAAGAAGCGUUAUUGAAAGAGAAAAGCCACCUGGAAAUCAAGAAACUGAGAUCUAGCCAGGCUUUAAACAAAGAUAGUAUGAAAUUGUCUACUCGCUUAAGUAUGCUGGAUCAGGAACUGUGUGAUAAAGGUAUGCAGCUUCAGGGCAGUACCACUGAAGAUAAGAUGGACAUUUUGGAAAAAAUUCAGGUUCUCCAGGCAGAAAGGGAUCAGCUGCUCAGAAGGAGAAAUAGUGUGGACGAGAAACUGAAAGAUGGUAAAGUGUUGUCAACCGAAGAAGAACAUGUCCUUUUCCAGCUGGAGGAAGGAAUUGAAGCCCUGGAGGCUGCUAUUGAUUACAAGAAUGAGAGUAUUCAGAAUCGCCAGCACUUGCUUAGGUCAUCUUCUCAGAUUCUUUCACAGAGCGAAAAUAAUGUAAUAGGAAAACUAGUUUCCCUGUCUGCUGCUGAGCUCAGAGCUAUCCUCUUUAAAUAUUUCAGCAAGAUUGUUGGCCUACGUCAGUCUGAACGUAAAUUACAACUGCAGAUUGAAGAACAGGAAAUGAAGGUCAUAGAGCAGGAAAACAUAAUACGUGAAUUAGAAUCUGCACUUGAACAUGUCAAGUUGCAGUGUGACAGGCAGCUGACCCUACAACACAAAGAACAUGAGAAAAAACUACAGUUAAUACUGCAUCAUUUCAAAGAACAAGAUAGUGAAGGUAUUGCUGAAACCUUGAAAGGGUAUGAAGUAAAACUCCAGCAACUAGAAAAAGAAUUAUUUUUCUAUAAGAAAACCAGCAGAGAGCUGAAGAAGAAAUUGAAGGGCCUCUUUGGAGAAUCAUCCCAUCAAUUAUUGGCAUCCACUAAAUAUAACAGUGCUGGUGACAAGGCAUCCAGUCAAGAUGAAGCAGAAGUUGCUUCUGAAGAAUUCAAGUCAACACUUCACCCUGAAAACAAUAGUCGACCAGGAAAAACAAAAGAAACAGACAGAACAGGUAUUUUAAGAGUACAGCAGGAUUCGUACAAGCUUGGAGGAGAUGUUUCAGACUUUGGGUGCAACAAAGAAUGUUUGUCAAGCACUAGUGAUGACAAAACAGGAACAGAUGAAGCUCAGCCUUCAGAAUCUCAUCCUCAGCUGCCUUCUGUCAUCCAGAGAAGAGAAACUGUAACACAGUUUCAAGGAGUAACUCCAGUAAAACUAUCUCGCCGAGAGCUGCGUCAUAUUCCUCCCUCUGAAUUGUCUUUGCGACGCUCAAGCCUUGGAGCUGGUGUCAAUUCUAUCGCUCCAGAUUCCAUCGAAAUGGACAAAAAGUCUAGUGUUACUAUGACAUAGUUACUCCUCAUUGCAUUUUUAAUAGCUGUUGCUGCUGAAGCAACUGUGUUAGAUUUCUUUGUUCAUGGUCUUGGGAAGUAUCAACCAUGGAUAAAUGAGUAAGUUCCCUAGCUCCUGAUGCUCACUCUCAAGUCAUUAGGUGUUAUGCUCAUACAGUUUCAGUGAAUCUGAGAUGGAUUUUAAUUAAUACAAUAUCUAAGAACUUUCAUUCAAAGGCCUUUUAACACUGACAAAAUUAUUUUAUAUUGUUUUGGGGUUUUUUUGCAGUUAACUUCAGAAAUAGAAAUAUUUUUAAAAAAUUGCACUGUGAAGUGCACUGCACUUGUGUAACUGACAUGUCCUAGAACAAUAUUGUACUUCACUUUCUUGGGUCAGAAAGAAUAACAAAGUAUUUAAUUUAUUUGGAUAUAUAGCUAGAAAAUUUAGUUGCCAGACUGGCACCUAGUGUUGCUAAUGACUGGAUUCUUUAGGCUUUUUAUCUAAAAACAUUUUAUAUGAGCCAUGUUUGAGAUCAAAAUCGGUCUUAAUGAUAAUUUUUUUCCCUGAAAAGGAACAUAACUUACUUUCCUUUUUCUUCUUUAUGGCUUAUUUAUGAAAAUAAGAGAACUGCUUAUUCCACUUUCUGGUUUGGUUUGUUGGGCUUUUAAAGAAUUGCACUUGCCAACUCAGUGUGGUAUUUAUUUCUGUACUUCUAAAAUGGAAAAAAAAAAAACAAAAAAACAGAGGACCAAAUUCAGCAUCCUGUAGGUAAGCCAGAUGGACCAAUAUAUUAUUUUAUUCAUACUAAUUAGUCCUGUUCUUUCACAGAGAAAUUAUUAUUAUGGGUUCUGUAUCUGCUUCAGAGCAAAGACUACACAUAUCUUUCGGUUUGCUGCUAUACUGUUGUUGGUAAUGCGUUCAGGAUAAAAAGUAAAUCAUUUUUGUAAGAGGAAAGUGGUCACUGAGAAGCAUACGCUUAACAGCUGCACAAACUUGAAGGCAGAAUCCAGAAUUCUGUAUUUGAGAUUAACACUUCUAACUGUAACUCUCCUACAUAAAAAGUGGCAGUACUGAAUGGAAAGUAAGGUUAGUUUUAUUUUAGUGGUGGUGACUUCUGCCAGUCAUGUUUGAAAAUGUUGUCUUAGAUUAUUAGAUGUACUUAGGAAAGGAAUUUUUGCUUUCUGCUAUUGUCUAGGCAAGGUCUUGCGCACAGGAUGUGUGGCGAUAUGUAUAAAACAACUGCAUUUUUCUGUGCUGCAAGCACAGUUCAAAUCUGUCCAUGUUAUGAAGAUGCUAUUAGAGCAUGAUAAAUGGAACUACUGUCUUAUGGCGCAUUUUUAAAUUCUCUGAGUAGACUGCGAAAUAUUUCAUUCUAAUCAGAUAGAUAAUCCACUUAAUAUGUCAAAUGAUUGUAUCUUUCCAAGUAUACCUAAUUAUUAGCUAUUGUUCAGCUGAAUUCUGAGAUAAGGAUUGGGGUCUUUCUUGAUUGUUUUUGGAUUGGGCUUGAUUGUUUUUACUGUCAUGGAAGUACUGAGCCUUAACCAAUGUUAAGUUUAAUAUUAGUGUAUAUAUUGUUCACUUAAUGUUUUCAGUGAAAAAGCAAUAAACAGAAA
This is a messenger RNA of Grus americana (Whooping crane), 6328 nucleotides long. RefSeq names its product kinesin family member 27 (gene KIF27). Gene Ontology annotation, molecular function: microtubule motor activity; microtubule binding; ATP binding. Bases 366 to 4736 code for a protein of 1456 amino acids. The record is from RefSeq and is a predicted model, not a curated record. The transcript is spliced from 19 exons. NCBI's taxonomy places the organism in Eukaryota, Metazoa, Chordata, Aves, Gruiformes, Gruidae. Gene Ontology annotation, biological process: microtubule-based movement; mitotic spindle organization.